Messenger RNA from Arachis stenosperma, 3239 nucleotides. RefSeq lists its product as uncharacterized. NCBI's taxonomy places the organism in Eukaryota, Viridiplantae, Streptophyta, Magnoliopsida, Fabales, Fabaceae. The record is from RefSeq and is a predicted model, not a curated record. Bases 422 to 802 code for a protein of 126 amino acids. The transcript has 2 exons.
CCUAAAACCCAACAGCAGCAGCACACACACAAUUUCCCCUUCACCAUGAGAGAGAGAGAGAAAGAGAGAGAGAGAGAGAGAGAGCUGUGGCAAAGGGGAAGAGGAGGAAAGCUCACCGCGUCGCACCGCAAUUACAGUCCAUGACGUCUUCGUCAUCGCCAAGGGAAGCCAGCGCCGCCAGUGUCACCGUCGCCGAGCCUCCUUGCCGUCACCACUGAAGCUGCCCUCGUCGAUUUGUCUGCAGCCGUUGGAGGCGCGAGCCAGGGAUGCCUCUGAGGGAGAGAGAAAUUGACGGAGGGUGUUGUCUGGUCCAAGUCGCCCCCGCCUUAGCAUCACUGUCAUCGUGCGCCGUUCGUCACUGGUCGCACCGCCGCCGAAGCUCCCUUCAUUAGCGUCAAUACCGAUGUGACUAGAGUAGAAGAUGGAGACCAACGAGGAGGAGCCCGACGUGCGUCAAGAAGAAGGGGAGAGGUCCGAGGCUGAGAUAGUUUCUGUUACUGCCGUCUACCUCUGUCACUACCGAACUGCUACUCUGCGGUGCUUAACUGGAACUUCUGUUACUAUUGCCAGAGAUCUGUGGUUGCCGGAAAAUACCGCUAUUGUUGCUGCCGAAGGAGGAAGAAGCCUUGCCGCUGUUCUAGUCGCCAGAGACAAUCCUGUGGCCACCGGAACCACCACCAGGGAUGCCGCUACAUGGCUUAGUCACUUCUUCUUAGUUGCGAGUUACUAUGGUUGCUGUGGAAGUGGGUUGGAGUUGAGGUUGCGGCUGCCGAGAUUACAGGCCGAGAAGAAGGGGUUUUGACGCAUUGUGUAGCUUUCGGGUUUUAAUUAUUAGAGGCAGGGGCCUUUUCAAAAAAUCACACGUCAUAAAUUGGAAUUAUUAUAUAUGGAUAUUGACGCGAGAAAAUGUACCUUUGAGUGAUUGUAUAAGUCUUAUGUAAUUGUUGAUUGUUUUGGAUGAAUAUGAAUGCUUAUUUGGCUGGGUUAUUGUUCGGUUUUGUAAAAUAGACACUUCUUGAAAUGCUGCUUUAAAGUUAAUUUGUAAAAGCUUUGAAAUCGAGUUUAUCCUGUUGGAAAUUGAUUGAGUUUGAAUUGGUGUUCUUGAAAUCUGAUAAUGAUGCACUCUUGGAAACAACUUGAUUUUGGACUGAUUUGAUUUUGAAACCAUUAAAGAGGGUUGUGGAAUGGUUUGGUUGGGACCCGGAAAGGGUGGCAGAGUCCAUAUUUUAGAGGAGGGGUUGUCGAAAUUUCUGCAAAAAUCCAAGAUUCUAUUCGAAAUGUUAUUUGGAGGGCUAUGAGUCUAAGACUUGUACUAUUUUACUUGAACUAUUUACAAAGGUGAAAAAUUGUGUUUUGAAAUGAAUUAUUGAAAAGAGAACUAUGAUUCAGUUUUGUUUCUUAAGAAAAGUAUUUUACCUUUGGGUGCAAGACAUUUAGAAGGAGCUCGUGUCUUAAGCUAUUUUAAAGGUGAAAAAGUUUAUGCCUUUGAAAUUAAUUUGACGAGUUCAAUUGGAGAAAUUUCAGUGGUUUUGAAAGAAUUUGAAUCUUGAUUGAUAAACCUUAUUUUUACGACGUUUUGGGAAAAGUUUAAGGAAUCCUUAAAAGUUCUGGUUUAGAAAAAACUAAAGAUAUUUCCGAGCCGUUGGAAACGUUUCAGAUUUUUAGCAUGGGAUCGAAAUUAGUUUUAAUUUAAGUAAAAGAAAAGAUUUUGAAAAUGUGGUUGGAGUAACUGAUUACACGACUUGGUUUGGCUUAAAUUCUAUUCUUAUUUUUAUUUAUUCAAAUCAAGAAAAUUAAGGUUUUACAGAUUUUAAACGAAUUUGAGGAAAUGAAUUAUGUUAUUCUCCCCUAAAGACUUGAGACUCUGUCGAGAAACUUUUGUUACAAAAUCCUGUUUUUGGAUGGAUGAUUUUGAAUAUUUCAGAAGAGACCUUUAAUUUGCCAUGGUUUUGGAAGUUUUGGAAAGGGGAUGCUGAGGGUGGCUUUGUUUUGAACAGGGAACCUACUUUGAGUAAAAGUGGCUUAUGAGCCUAAAUGAUUUGAGGAAUGAAAAUUUUAAAGCCAGGGCCGAAAAGAAUUGAUUUUUGAUUUCAAAAUAAAGUGAAUUGAGAAAAAGUGAUUUAUGGCUUGAAUGAUGGUUUUAUGAGUUUGAUGAUGUUGAAUGGUGGAAGUGCUAUCAUGUUAUGAGCUGGAAUGGCUGUAUAUGAUAAUGAAUUAUGAUUGAUUGUGGAAUAUGUUAUGAGCCGGAAUGGCUGUAUAUGAUAAUGAAUUAUGGCUGAUUAUGGAAUAUGUUAUGAGCUAGAUGAUUGAGUAUGAAUAUGGAGGAUUAUUGAAGUUGAUAAGGUGAUUAUUGCACUUCCAAUUAUCUGAGAUACGAGUUUUCCUGGGUAGGAGUAGUGGCUAGCCACCACGUGCUCCAGGUUGAGACUCGAUACUCUGCUGACCCUAUAUCGUAAGUGUGGCCGGACACUGUGAAAGUUCCGGAUGAGCUCGCCCCCGUGGAUAAAUACCAGUGUGGGUGUUGUGUGAUUGUGAUUAUGAUUGUGAAUAACUCGAGUUGGUGAUGCAUGACAGAGGGACAGGACAAUGGUUAGCUACCAGGACUUGGUCAGGUUGGCUUUAUAACCAACAAAUGAGACUCAUCAGCCACUAGGACAGGCAUUCAUCAUAUGAAUCUAUGUGACAUUGUUUGGGUGUGCAUAUUGUGCUUGGUUUGCCUAUGUGAUUAAUUGUGUCUAACUGUUAAUUGUUUUACUUGAUAUAACUGCUUGUUUGUGCUUGAGCUUUUCUACUUAUGUUUGCAAUUGAAACUCUGUUGGAUUGUGGUGAAUUGGCUGCUGUUUGGAUUGUUUGGGCAUAGGGUCGUGGUUGAUUAUGAGAUGGGCCGAAGGUUGUGUUUGGUUUUGUGUUUCUGGUUUAGAAAAGUAUGAAAAACUAAGCUGGUUCAGCAUAGACUUAAUGAACCUAUGCUUGGAACAGGUUGGUCAUUCAUACUUUGUAGGAAAAACUUUCAAAAAGGCUUUUGGUUUAUUUAAUUGAGGAAUUAAUCGCUUUCUCUUUCAGAGACAAUUUUAGAUUUUGAAAUUAAACCUUUGGUUUUGGAAAGAUGCAUAAGACGGAUAUUAAUCAUUGUAACGGUUUUACCUUCACGUAUCCUAUUAUAGUAAUUCUCAAAAAUCCUCUACUGAGAACCCUUUCGAGGAUGAUGUUCUCACCCCCCUCCCCCUACAAAUUUCCUG